This is a messenger RNA of Peniophora sp. CBMAI 1063, 492 nucleotides long. NCBI's taxonomy places the organism in Eukaryota, Fungi, Basidiomycota, Agaricomycetes, Russulales, Peniophoraceae. The record is from the annotation of a GenBank genome assembly.
AUGUUUCUCCCCACCAUUCUCUCCAGCGCUCUCGUCUUCUUCGUCGCCCUCGCCGGUGUGAAUGCUGAGAAGCAUGUCGUUGAGUUUGAGAACAAGUGCGGUCACGGAACGCCGAAGCUCGUUAGCCAGAACGGCAAGGUUCUCUCCAACGGCGGGAAGUACACGCAUCAAGGCUCGCUCGUCGGCGCUAUCGCCUUCCUCCAGACCGGCAACUGCGAUGCCAACGGCGGCGGUUGUCUCUUCGUUGAGACGACGCUCCAGAACCCUGACCCGAACGCUCCGGGCAGCGGGUCCAGCACGGACCUGUCACUCAUCCCGCCGCACAAGUUCUCGGUGAAGACCGGUUUCCAUUACUUCAACGGAUGCGACGGAAAGGGUAAGGUCUGCGCGGGCCAGAAGUGCAAGACCGCGUUCCACAAGGACACCGACACCCAGGUUCAGGUCGCUUGCCAGAAGAAGAACGUCGACCUCAGGAUCACCUUCUGCGGUUAA